This is a messenger RNA of Xylaria bambusicola, 1943 nucleotides long. RefSeq lists its product as uncharacterized. Lineage: Eukaryota; Fungi; Ascomycota; Sordariomycetes; Xylariales; Xylariaceae. The coding region runs from base 658 to 1683 and encodes 341 amino acids. The record is from RefSeq and is a predicted model, not a curated record. The transcript is spliced from 4 exons.
GUAGGUGCAGGCAAACAAAAAACAAUGAUGGGCGAGGAGAGAAAACACUGAAGAAAUUCUAUCAAACAAUGAGCGUCUUCUCCAUUUCUCCGCAUACAUAGUAUUUCGAGAUUAGUGCAGUUUGUGGACUAGGUUUUGAACAGGGUGCCCUUGCAGUGAAAAUCAUGAUCAAUCUCUCCCCGCCAAGGGGAUCGAGUCUAGUCUGUAGUGCACUUGGCAUAUUUCUAACAUAUUCCGGCAUUGAUUCUACCGUCUGUGCCGCGUCUGCAGGUCCACAACCCUUCCCCCAUUCUACUAGCAAGCAGUAGACUCGACAAGAGUCACGAUAGGUAUAUGACGGCCAAGUUGUACUAUUCCAGUUAAAGCAGUAGUUCAAGAAUAACGCACGAUCACCACUAGGUAGUUAUCUAUACUCGUUUGGAACAGCUGCUUACUUUUUCAAACUAGAGGUAACCCUCAUUCAUGUAUACUAAUAUCGGUAUCCUUUCUGUUGGGUCCUUCUGUUUCACUUUCUCAUAAUCUUGCGCCAAAAUGUCCUAUAUGUCGUUUGACAAGUAACUCAUCGGGAACUCCUUCGAAUUGUUAAGAAGAUACUGCAUCAAUUCGACAUAGAGCCUGAGUCCGGUCUUCUUCCAGUUUCACAUCACUUAUUCGAACAUGCCUGGCUUUCUCGUUUCGCCCAAUUAUGUUGCACCACAGGCGACUGUAAACGACCUGGUCGUCGCAUCUACAGUAUGGGGAUUUUCUCUGGCCGUUUCGCUUUUCACUGCUUCCAAGGCACGCAAGCAGACAUGGAGAUCCUGGAGGCGGACGGGUCGUGCCACUCCCUACAUCAUCAUGGUUUGGGGAGAGUGGUUAGCGAGUACAAUUCUCGGUAUAAUAUCAUGGCUCUUCUUAUAUGAUGUUAUCGAACCCUCGUUCCAGUUCUUCUUCUCUAUUAUAACGAUAUGGGUCUUUCAAUUGCAAUGCAUUAUGCAGAUUCUCGUCAACCGGAUCGCCCUGGUGACUAGAGACCAGAGGAAAAUGAACAGGCUGAAAUGGAGCGUUGCCGGGGCACUCCUUCUCUUGAAUAUCAGCGUCUAUGUGAUUUGGAUCCCGGCACGCCUACAGAUAUCACCGACUUGGAUACAUAUCAAUGAUGUAUGGGAUCGAAUAGAGAAAGGGUUGUUUGCAGUUAUCGAUCUAGGCCUGAGCUCAUAUUUCGCUUACCAAGUACGGGCGAAAUUAAUCGCGAAUGGUCUCGUCAAGUAUAACCGGCUCUUCCGAUACAAUCUUGUCAUGAUCAUUUUUUCACUAUCACUGGAUAUUGUUCUUAUUGUCGUUGUACCUCUUGGGAAUGGUUUCGUCUACCUAGUGUUUCACCCCCUUGUGUACCUUCUGAAGCUACACAUCGAACUCAAUCUUACAGACCUUCUUGCUAAGAUCGUAAGAGUCGCCGAGGGUAACUCUACUCACUCAGAAGGAUCGAAGCGGAGGACUGGUAAAUCCGGCACCGAUGCCCAGACCGGCGGGACCAGGAUGGCGACACUCAUUACGGCCAAUCGUGAUCGUCCAGAGAGUGACGAUUUGAAAAAGGGCAUACAUAAGACGGUAGAGACGGAGAUCCGGUACACGAAAGAGGACAGCGACGCUGCUAGUGGGACAGGCUCUACGAACCAACUUUUCGAACGCAGUCCUUAUUAACCCGAUUUCAUUACGUUAAUACACCACAUCUGGAGCGGUUAUUGAUUUCAGCGAGGAAAAAUAUGUCAAAGAGUUGUUCACUUCAAAAGACGAAUUGUCAGAAUAUUAGAAGGAACCCAAACGUUGGAUCUAACUUGAAUUCCUCUAAUCCUAAUUUAUUCUUGUAUAUAUUUCAUGGAGUUCCUGUUAGCACUGAAGUAUCUAUAGCAUUCUCCAGUCCCACAGAGUCAGAACUUAAUAGAUCUUUUUUCCAGAUAAAA